Spinacia oleracea (spinach) is the source of this 2663-nucleotide messenger RNA. Its product is annotated as K(+) efflux antiporter 3, chloroplastic. Gene Ontology annotation, biological process: potassium ion transport; proton transmembrane transport. Lineage: Eukaryota; Viridiplantae; Streptophyta; Magnoliopsida; Caryophyllales; Amaranthaceae. The record is from RefSeq and is a predicted model, not a curated record. Gene Ontology annotation, molecular function: antiporter activity. The coding region runs from base 209 to 2524 and encodes 771 amino acids. Gene Ontology annotation, cellular component: membrane; chloroplast. The transcript is spliced from 19 exons.
CUGGAAAAUGUACGCUUCUCCACAUAAUUUCUGGGCACAGACUGUCCACCGUGGAUGCUCCAUUGCAUCCACAAACAAUUUCUCUCUCCUCCCAAAAAUAAUCACAAACUACAGUUGCUUACUACCUGGGGAAUUUCAAACAAAUUUACUGCUAAUUAUGAACAAUAUGAGUUAAUCAUAUUGCAUUUCUGCUCCUCAUAUUGGAAAUAUGGCGGAUUCUAUGGUCUUUUCCCAUUGCUUCAAGGGUUCUGAAGUUACAUAUAGGAAGAUUGUCAAUAAAACCUCUUAUGUUGAAAACUCAAGUUUUCGAAGGUAUUCUUUUCAUUUAUUAUCUUCCAGGGAUCGCCUGGUCCAACUGCCUUCAUGCAGAAGCCCUCCAAGGUUGCAAGAAUCCUAUAUUACAAGGAGUGGAUUGGAGAAAUUAUCAACACCGGUUCCAGCAUUUUUUAGUCAUAGAAAAUUAUUCUUUUCAGGCUCUAGUUCAGAUGACAGUAAAAGAUUUCAGUCGCAUGCUGUGGUUGAUGUUGCCAGUGCUGUUGAUGUCAUUAAUGACUUGGGGUUGGAUACCUUAACAUUCUUGGUGGUUACUGUCGUCAUUGUCCCUGUGUUCAGAACUAUAAGGGCUAGCCCUAUACUUGGUUUCUUCUUUGCUGGCGUUAUUCUAAAUCAAUUUGGGCUCAUUAGAAAUCUUACUGAUGUUAAGGUUCUCUCAGAGUGGGGUAUCCUUUUCCUGCUUUUUGAGAUGGGUUUAGAGCUUUCACUUGCGCGUUUGAAGGCCCUUGCUAUAUUCGCUUUUGGUAUUGGAUUGCCUCAGGUUCUGUUGUCCACACUUGCUUUCACAGCAUUUGAGCUUCCUCCAAAUGAGGCAAUCGGUACAAAACUUCUGAUGUUUUUGUUUCAUUCACGACCCGAUUUGGUUAAUAUCAGGAGUAUUGACGAGGCCAUAGUCAUAGGUGCUGCCCUAUCAUUGUCAUCUUCCGCCUUUGUCUUACAGCUUCUUGCUGAGAAGGGUGAGCUUCCAACAAGAUUUGGCUCGGCUACUUUGGGAAUUCUUCUGCUGCAGGAUAUAGCAGUGGUCCCUCUACUGGUGAUACUCCCGGUGCUAGAAAGCCAGAAUUUAGGAGAACAAAGCAUAUUGCCAACGCUUGUCAAAGAAAGUCUGAAAGCUUUACUUGGGCUUGGAUUGCUCUCCCUUGGAGGGAAAUUAGUCCUGAGGCGAAUCUUUGAGGUUGUUACAGAAACAAGGAGCUCAGAAGCUUUUAUUGCUCUCUGCUUGCUUACAGUUGCUGGGACUUCACUUGUUACACAAAAGCUUGGCUUCAGUGACACGCUCGGAGCAUUUUUGGCUGGUGCCAUACUGGCAGAAACAAAUUUCCGGACACAAAUAGAAGCUGAUAUAAGGCCAUUUAGGGGUUUACUUCUUGGGUUGUUCUUUGUCACUACAGGAACUUCUAUUGAUACGCAGCUACUUUUACGGGAAUGGCCAAAUGUUCUCGCGCUCCUAAGUGGGCUGAUUGCUAUUAAGACAAUGAUAAUAACAUUUUUAGGUCCUAGAGUUGGACUAACCUUGCGUGAAAGCGUAAGAAUAGGAUUCCUUUUGUCCCAAGGAGGUGAAUUUGCAUUUGUGGUUUUCUCUCUUGCAAAUAGGCUUGGAGUAUUACCGCUUGAGCUCAACAAACUACUCAUAAUUGUUGUUGUGCUGUCAAUGUCACUGACGCCUUUCCUAAACGAACUUGGACGGCGAGCUGCUGAUUUUGUUGGUGAAAAUUUUGAAGCAGAUAUCAUAGCUGCAGAGAACUUGAACUAUGACGCUAGUGAACCAGUGGUUAUUCUUGGAUUUGGACAAAUGGGUCAGGUCCUUGCAAACCUUUUGUCAGCACCAUUGGCAUCAGGUUCAAAUGGUGAAGCUGCGGGUUGGCCAUAUGUUGCUUUUGAUCUUGAUCCUACCGUUGUCAAGUCAGCAAAGAAGCUAGGGUUCCCAGUGUUAUUCGGUGAUGGAUCAAGACCGACAGUAUUACAGUCUGCUGGCAUAUCUUCUCCUAAAGCUGUGUUAGUCAUGUACCCUGAUAAGAACAAGACAAUGGAAGCGGUUAAAAGCAUUCGGCUCACCUUUCCGUCGGUCCCAAUAUAUGCGUUAGCUCAAGAUCUUAAGCAUCUAUUGGAAUUGAAAAGAUCAGGUGCAAAUGAUGCAAUCAUUGAGAAUGCAGAGACAAGCCUACAGCUCGGAUCUAAGCUUCUUAAAGGAUUUGGUGUAAUGUCAGAUGAUGUAGAUUUCCUGAGUCAGCUUGUUCGAAACUCAAUGGAGAUCAAAGCUCAAGAUGCAGCUGAUAAUACAGAUGAUCAAGAAGUCACUGUUAUGAAGCCUCAGCAGUUUCGAGUUACAGAUAUGAUCACUUCGAAAACAGUGGAAGCUGUAGCUGCAGCUGUUGAGACUGAGGAUAGCUUCUCGGAAUCAGGUCAGCUGAGUGAAGAUGAGGCUUCAGCUGAUACUCUUUCCUGCAAGUCCCCAAAUGACAGGAUGUGAAAUUCUGACGAUUUUUUUUUUGUACAUGAUGUAUUUUUCUGUGAUUAAUGUGGUGUAUCCCUAUUAUUACUCUUACUACAGUUAUUGUCACACACUAAUUUCUCCGGAAAAUGAUUUUAUGACGAGUUUGUUUUUGUGA